AUGCCAGACGACAACCCAUGCACAUUGACACUGGAGAAUGGGACCCAUUACGACCUUUCCUCGCUAGCAUCUGCGAAAGCAGACUACGAGACCAUCAUCAGCGGGACGAGCUACAAGUUGAAUGUCUGUCGAGGAGUCGUCAGUGAAGUGUGGAAGCUCGAUGACCCGGAUUCGACAGGAGGGUUUGCGCAUCGUGAUAGUGGAGACUUCUCAUUGGGGCAAGUCAACACGACAUUACACAUUUCACCUUCGACCCAUGAACCCAUGCUCUACCUUCAGAAUGGCUCGGCGUGUCCUUUGAAUUCUGGAGAGUAUGCCUCUACAGUCAUUCGAUUCAUCUGCAGCCCAGAAGACUUUGACGCCGGCAAGCCGACCCUGGUAGCUGCAUUACCUCCACUAGACUCUGGCAACCCGUGCCACUUUUUCUUCGAGUGGAAGACACAUGUCGCUUGCAAGACCAAUCCAAAGGCGGAGCUCAAGUCCCACCACCUCAUAGGGUUUGGAGCCUUCGUCUUCAUCAUAUUAGCCUGGUUCAUUGGUCACACUGCGUACAAUCGAUUCGUUCUGCAAAAGAGGGGAAUGGAUGUCUUCCCGAUCCCGAGGAUCACACGGCAGCUUCCCAGUCUCAUGCCGACAGCCAGUGCCCCUUCCUCUUCUUCUAAGAAGCCCCGAUGGGGUAUCGGAAGACGGUCACAGAGAGGUUAUAGUAACGUCAGGGCAGAUGAUAAUGAUGAGGGGGAGGGAUUCGCUGGGAGAUUCAGUCUAGAAGAUGAUGAGGACGAUGUCGGAGGGCCGAGCGGAGGGGACGCGAGAGAGUUAGGAGGAGACACUGAAGCUUGGAGAGGACAACGAGGUCAAUCAUCGUCCAAUCACGAUACACAGGGGAACAAGCCAGGUGCUCAUCAGGGUCUGGUGGAUGUAUAG
Molecule: messenger RNA, 924 nt
Organism: Kockovaella imperatae
Lineage: Eukaryota; Fungi; Basidiomycota; Tremellomycetes; Tremellales; Cuniculitremaceae
Product: mannose-6-phosphate receptor binding domain-containing protein
Exons: 4
Coding region: 1-924 (307 amino acids)
Biological process (GO): vacuolar transport
Source: RefSeq, a predicted model, not a curated record